GUGUUUUUGGUUAUACUUUCUCCCAGCCUGCUCCUCUUUGCAUGAUGCACCAUGAGUUACUUUCUGUCCUACUGCAAAGCUCACGGAGGCGCCAUCCUCACCCACUACCAGCUCCUGCGCGACGAGGGGUUCCUGUGCGACGUAAAGCUGGAGGCUGAAGGCAGCGAGUUCCCGGCGCACAGGUCGCUUCUGGCGUGCUCCAGCGACUACUUUAAAGCUCUAUUCAAGAGUUACACUCAAGAAUCUCGGGCUCCUGUUAUUCACCUGCAGGUGCCAUCAGCCACCGGCCUACAGCGCCUCCUGGACUUCAUCUACACUGCCUGGCUGCCUCUGUCCAUGGACACCCUGGAGGACACUCUGGAAGCAGCCAGCUACCUCCAGGUGAACGAGGCCGUGGUCUUGUGCAGCCGCUACCUGGUGCGUCACCUGGGCCUGGAGAACUGUUGCUUCGCGGCCAACCUCGCCUCCCGCUUUGGCCUGGCUGACGCGCUGCCAGCGGCUGAAAGCUUCAUCGGGCGCCACAUGCGAGAGCUGCUGGACAGGGGCCCGGAGGUAGCCGGGCUUCUGGAGCUCAAUUCGAGCUCUCUUAGGGUAGUGCUGGGCUCCCCCGACGUGCCUUACGUGGACGAGGUCCGGCUAUUGAACUUGGCGCUGAGUUGGUUGCAGCGGGAACCCGCGGCAGAACGCCUGCCGCACUGUUGCAGUCUCCUGGAACGCAUUCGCUUUGGCCUGGUGCCCUCCGAAGUGCUCCGACAGGUCUAUUCCGGCUCGGGCCUCAGCCUUCCCGCUCGGGUCAAGGGCCUAAUUAUCCAGGCUCUUAGCUACCACACAGCCACCUCUCGCCAGCCCCUCAUGCAGAGCGAGCAGACGAGCUGCAGGAGCCCCAAAACGCGUAUCUUACUGGUCGGGGGGCGGCGGGCCAGGGAGGAAGUGACUCAAGGUGCUGAAGAUGCUCAGAUCCCUCAACAGGAGGAUGGAGGUGGUAUUGGCGGAGUUGCAGAGGAACAGGCAGAAGAAGAGGUGCAUCCCGAGGAGGUGGAUGAUUGGGAACUGACCCAAGACGUGGUCUCCUUCGACGUGUACAACCACCGCUGGCGUAACCUCACCAGGCUGCCCGCCCCAUUGCAGGGACACUGCGUGUGCACUAUAGGCAACUUCCUUUACGUGCUUGGAGGGGAGACCCCCGCAGACAGCUCCGCUUCUCUUUCUCCCACUGUCCCACUGGAGGUCACGGCCCAAGUGCACCGCUAUGACUCGCACUUCCACGUGUGGGCAUCCAUGCCUACCAUGAAGGAGGCCCGGGCUCACUUCUGGUGCGGCCCUGUGGGCGACAGCCUUUUAGCCGUCGGGGGUGUGGGCGCAGACGGGUCUGCUCUGGCCUCUGUGGAGAUAUAUGACUUGGGCCGAGACCGCUGGACAGUGGCCGGGGAGUUACCACAGCCAGUGUAUGGUCAUGCCGGGGCCAUAGGGACCUGUGGCACCGUGUAUAUAUCCGGGGGCAAGCUCGGAGGGCGGCCAGAGGAUGGUAGUUUGGGACGGGGUGGCAGCAUCCGGGACGUGUACGCUCUCAGCCCAAGGGAGAAGGUGUGGAGUAAGAGAGCACCGAUGAGCAUCGCCCGCUUUGGGCACCACAUGGCUACGCUGCGCGGCGCGGUGUUUGCUUUUCUGGGGCGCUAUGAGCUCUUCUCAGAAAUCGAGCGCUACGAUCCCGGGGCCGAUCAGUGGACUCGGUUGCGGCCUCUGCUCUAUGAUCGCUUCUGCUAUGGGCUAGCCGUGGUGGAGGAGACCGCGCUCUUGCUAGGUGGGCUAAAGUGGCAAGAUUCCAGACAAGUGCCCACUCGCAACGUGGUAGGCUAUGAUUUGGACCUUGACUGCUGGGAGGACAUUGGCUGCGACAUGCCCCAAGCCUGGAGCGGCCUCAAGUGUGUGGUGUUGCAAUUAGCAGAAGAGGAGGAAGAGGAAAGUGUGGAAAAGAUAAAGAAAGUGGAAAUACAGGCUGAGGUGCAUUAAAUGAAGCGCUUCUCAUUUCAGGAGAAAUGAUGAGGAAGUUAUGAAAUUGGGUGUUUCUGACUAGCAUGCUGUCCCCAGAAUGAUAUUCUUUCUCUUACAAUAGCUCUUUAAACUUUAUGAGGUUCCAGGGACUGGAAGGGUGGGGACAAGCAGACAGAAGGAGGUACUAAACAGAAGGCAGUUUCAGCUGAACCUUAAGUCCUAGAAGUACCCUACAAAACUGGCAGAAUAGGAAGGAGUAAAAGAAGACAAGGAAGAAGGAAGAUAAGCUUUAGCUUCAGCAAUCUGAUUUCUUGGAAAAAAUUCUUGGGUUAGCAAAGUAAUUAUCUUCUUUUAUUUUUUUUUAAAAAAACCUAUCACUUAAAAUUGAGAUUUACAAGAUAUUCAAUGGUAAUCAUCUUUGUGCCAAAGCUAAAAAAAACAAAAAACAAAAACCAAAUAAAAAGCAAGAGCAAAGCCACUCAAGUAUUGGAAAAAGUGAGCAAUUAAUAGACCUUAAAGGAUGGCAUUAUUCUAUAAAAUAGGUGAGUCUUCACCAAAGGGCAUAAGACUGUUGGAAGGGAACUAUGAUUUUACACAUCAUAGCUAUAAUUGUGAUGAUAUCCUAUUUAAUAUCUUAUACAAAUAUCUAACCGAGAGAGAGAAAAAUCUCUGGGAAAGUAACUUGUGAUGGUAAGACCUUUGGAUAGGCUUAAGGUUUUUUUUUUUUUUUUCUGGCUUGGUUUUGUAUAGAAUUUUAGUUUUGUUGACACAUGAAUCAUUAGUGUUUAUAAUGAAGAGGCUUAAGAUGUGGGUCUAACAUUAAAUAAAAUAUUUUCUGUA
Gracilinanus agilis (Agile Gracile Mouse Opossum) is the source of this 2832-nucleotide messenger RNA. It is a transcript of the gene KLHL34, whose product is annotated as kelch like family member 34. Bases 52 to 2010 code for a protein of 652 amino acids. Gene Ontology annotation, molecular function: protein binding. NCBI's taxonomy places the organism in Eukaryota, Metazoa, Chordata, Mammalia, Didelphimorphia, Didelphidae. The record is from RefSeq and is a predicted model, not a curated record. The transcript has a single exon.